AUGCAGUUGGUUGAAUAUUCCGACUCAGAGUCCGAUAAGGAAAUGGGCGAGUCACACAGACAAGCCAAGAAGCCUCGACACAACCCCUCCUCGAACUUGCCGCCAUUGCCUGCAACUUUCCGUGAUUUGUACGCCACGAACUCUCGAGUGAGCGUUCAAGAUGACCCUAGCCUCCAUGGUGGGCGGAAACGUGCCAUUCCGCAUGUGGAAGGUAAUUGGCCUACUCAUAUCUAUCUGGAGUGGUAUCCGUCGAAAGGGGACUUAAUCGUUGUUGAAGACCUCCUGGCAAAAGUAUCGUGGGGAAAUGCAAAGUCUGACGAAAUCAAAAGUCUACUGCAUAGCGAUUUGGGAGUCCAGCUGCCCUUGCACAUUAGUCUAUCACGUUCUGUUGUUCUUCGAACCGAACAACGCUCGUCGUUCAUAGAGGAACUUGAGAGAAAGAUCAAAGAGUCCGGGACCUCACCAUUCCAUGUCCAGCCGGAUGCUCUCAAAUGGGUUUCGAACUAUGAACGAACACGCUGGUUCCUAGUCCUGCAUGUUGCAAAACCAAAACAGGACAAUUUAAACAAACUUCUGAGCUUGUCUAACCAUGUGCUUGGGAAGUUUAACCAACCACCAUUGUAUACAACUCAGCAGGGCAGCAAACAGUGCCCAAGUGAUUACUCUGAAUUUUUCCAUAUUUCCAUUGCAUGGAGAUUAACAGAACCAGAAGAAGAGGAACUCAAGCGUGUUCAGGAAAUCCACGCCCCAAAUCUGUUCAAGCUUCACAUUAACUUUGACUGUGUCAAAGCGAAGGUUGGUAACAAUGUGGCCAGUGUGUUGUUACCUGGAAGUACAUGA
This is a messenger RNA of Penicillium chermesinum, 840 nucleotides long. Its product is annotated as HVSL domain-containing protein. The record is from RefSeq and is a predicted model, not a curated record. The transcript is spliced from 3 exons. Lineage: Eukaryota; Fungi; Ascomycota; Eurotiomycetes; Eurotiales; Aspergillaceae. Gene Ontology annotation, cellular component: nucleus. Gene Ontology annotation, biological process: U6 snRNA 3'-end processing. Gene Ontology annotation, molecular function: 3'-5'-RNA exonuclease activity. The coding region runs from base 1 to 840 and encodes 279 amino acids.